This is a messenger RNA of Hymenoscyphus albidus, 2074 nucleotides long. Lineage: Eukaryota; Fungi; Ascomycota; Leotiomycetes; Helotiales; Helotiaceae. The record is from the annotation of a GenBank genome assembly.
GAUGACUCCUAGUGACUGACUACAAGCUGCAACUCUACAAGAAAAAAACAAAACACUUUGAACUUCUGCGAACCUGCGCAGGAAAACUGCAACAAUGGCAAACGCACAAGAUGCACCAUCGGGCGACCUGCCUUCCAAAAUCCUCAAGGCACUCUCCCAGCAAGAGCCGAUACUUUCUGCAGACACAUUCCCCUCAUACAAAUCGACCGAAUUGAAAGGCGCAUUAGACCGCUUAGCCUCGAGGUCGAUGGUAACGUACGAGACAAUUGACAGAGAAGAGGCCGUUCUGGAAGCUGAGGCUCUCGAAAUCGCAGCGAAUGGUAGCCACGAAGCGCGGGUCUUCGAGGCAUUGCGAACAGCUGUUGCUGGCCUUACGGUUUCCGAACUCGAGGCGGUAGUUGGCGAUAAGAAUGUUGUAAAAGUCGGCCAGGGCAAAGCAUUCAAGUCCAAGUGGAUUGCCAAAGGCAAGGAGGGGCGUCUGGUUGCUUCAGUGAGUCCAAAUUACCCCUCAACCCCUCAUUAUACGAUAAGAUACUGAUCAAACACACAGACCGAUUCCAUACAAGAUACCACUCGCGAGCAAUUAAAAAUCAUUCAAGAAACACAAACCCAUCCAGACCCAAAGAUUAUCGCAGAUUUGAAAAAGAGAAAACUGGUCAAGAUGCAGAAGAUCAUUCAUUUCAAGAUUGUCAAGGGUCCUAAGUUCGCGCUUGAGAUCACCAAGGAAGAAACAGAUUUGACUGCGGACAUGCUGUCUUCGUAAGUAUACACAUUUAUUUUGAUCAUUCAGCGCCUUACUAACGAUGACAGGGGUGCAUGGAAAACCGCAGCUUUCAAGCCAUACAAUUUCAAAUCGCUAGGAGCCGAUCAGAACGCAGGAGCUUUGCACCCACUUAACAAGGUCCGACACGAGUUCCGCCAAAUUUUCUUUGAGAUGGGAUUCGAAGAGAUGCCAACGAACCGAUAUGUUGAGACGGGCUUCUGGAAUUUUGAUGCUCUCUUCGUUCCACAACAACAUCCUGCCCGUGACCUCCAAGAUACUUUCUACAUAUCAGACCCAAAGACGGCAGACAAGCCACAUGCAGAAUCAGAGGAUGACAGGGGCGACUAUGAAUCAUAUUGGAAGAAUGUUCAGGAGGUACAUCAAGAGGGGAAGUACGGAUCAAUAGGUUACAGAUACCCUUGGGCUGAAGAUGAGUCCUUGCGGUUGGUUCUCCGAACACAUACCACCGCCAUCUCGACAGCAAUGCUUCAUAAAUUGGCAUCUAAGAAGGGUCCGGAUGGAAGACCACCACCAGCUCGUUACUUCUCUAUUGACCGUGUCUUCCGCAAUGAAACUGUUGAUGCAACACAUCUGGCAGAAUUCCACCAGGUUGAAGGUGUUAUUGCCGAUUAUGGUUUGUCUUUAGGUGGGCUCAUGGAGUUUAUGGAAAUCUUCUUCCACAAGAUGGGCAUCGAGGAUUUGCGAUUCAAGCCAGCAUACAACCCAUACACCGAGCCCAGUAUGGAAAUUUUCAGUUUCCAUAAGGGGCUGGACAAGCUCGUGGAGAUUGGAAAUAGUGGUAUGUUUAGGCCGGAAAUGUUGGAGGCGAUGGGGUUGCCAAAAGACAUGCGGGUCUUUGGUUGGGGCUUGAGUCUGGAAAGACCAACUAUGAUCAAAUAUAAGGUACGUGCUGCUUUUCUACUCAUUUACGAGACUUCUAACAUAGGUUUAAGGUCAAUAACAUUCGUGAACUGCUGGGACAUAAGGUAGACCUGUCUUUCAUUGAGAGAAAUCCGGCUGUAAGAUUGGAGAAGUCGUAGACGGAGGAAAAACUAGAUGAAAUAGUGAGAUUCUAAUUUGGGCCCAUCAUCUUCAAGAGCCACAAGUGGAAGUAUCCCGAUUUGAUGGCUAUCUUUUGAUGCAUGACAGAGUCUACCUUGCGAAGUUAUUCAGGUAAAGCAUGAAAAACACUCGUUGUUUUAGAGUCGUUGUCAUUUAUACGAGUUGCGAGAAAAUGAAAUUGACGUGGUUUGCCGUGGUUCCGGUCUGAGAACUUUGAGCUCCGCGGAUCGCUUACCAUAGAUCAAGGUC